CGAGGGGAAACCCCUCCAGACGCGUCUAGCGUCGUAUUUAAAAUAUUCUUGGCAAGACUUCUCAACCGAUGCGCCUGUGAAAAAGAAUUUAAUGAGAAUACAUGUGAUUGAUGAUGCUGUCGAAAUAACUUAAACCUAAAAUGGGAUCCUUAAAACUUCUCUCUGCCUAUGAUACAAGCUCGGAUAGUGAUGGUGAAAAUGAAGAACUGUCAGAUGAUAUGAAAUUUCAACAUCAGACUGACAAGGUUACUGAAAACAAGCGUGAAUUAUUGCCACUCCCGCCUAGUGUUAGCAGGAUGUUUUCAGAGAAACAUAGUCAUGUUGACUCACCAGAAUUACACCAAGGCCGUAAACGAACAUUUCCACAUCAGCGUGGAAAUUGGGCAACCUUCGUUUUUGCCAAGAUCCCUAUUACACUCGAAGAUAAACUGAGAACACAUGUUUUACAAUCAUUGAAUUUCUUAAAAACGGACUGGACAAUAUGCGAUGAUUUCCAUAUUAGUUUGUCAAGAACAGUUUCAUUACCUCAUCACUGUAUUGAUCCAUUUUUUUCAGAAUUGAAAAUUGGAUUGAAGGAUUUUAAAUCAAUCUCUCUAAGAAUAUUAGCUUCAAUACAAGUUUAUACGAAUGAUGAAAACACAAGAACUUUUUUAAGUUUUCCCAUUCAUUCUGACUACAAUGAAAUUCUGAUUGCAUUAUCGAAAAGAAUUGACACUGUUUUUACUAGAUUUCGUCUUCAAGAGUAUUAUAAAAAUCCGUCAUUUCAUAUAAGUUUUGCAUGGAUUUGCAAUGAAAAUGUGAAGUCAUUAGAAUUAAUUAACAAUGAUGUGGGACAGUUAAAUCACUAUUUUUCAAAUUUAGAAUACGAUGACUUUUUUCAAAUAACUGAAAUUAUUUGCAAAGCUGGUAAUAAGCACCUAACAGUUGAUUUGUAAUACAUACACAAAUUAUACUUUGAUUUCAUACGCAUUCUCAUUUUUGUGUAACUUUGUAAGCUUGCAUAGUAAAAGUUUAAGAUUUUCAUCAUUUUUAAAAUACCACUUUGUUUUCCUAUAGAA
Molecule: messenger RNA, 1058 nt
Organism: Styela clava
Lineage: Eukaryota; Metazoa; Chordata; Ascidiacea; Stolidobranchia; Styelidae
Product: U6 snRNA phosphodiesterase 1-like
Biological process (GO): U6 snRNA 3'-end processing
Cellular component (GO): nucleus
Molecular function (GO): 3'-5'-RNA exonuclease activity
Source: RefSeq, a predicted model, not a curated record